UUCUUCUAUCUCUUCUCAUACUCUUACAUAUAAUUCUUCCUCUCUCUCUUCCCAUAUUCUUUCUAUCGUUUGAGAGUUUUGGUAUGCUUGAGAAAAAUAAUAUUUAUUUAGAUUUGGGUAAAAGAAAAAUGACAAAAAAAGAGAGAUUCUUCAUUGUGAAAUAGAGCUGGAUUUUAGAUAGGGUUUUGAAAUACAUAUGUUUGAUGCUUUCAAAUUUGAGCGCAAUUUUAUAUAUAUCAUUUUUGGAAUUUUUCUAUAUUGACCAUCUUCUUCAUUUCUUUCUCUAACCCUCUAUUUUAGUCACUUUAUCACCAUCAUUAAAUAACAAAAUUUAUAAUAAAAUACCAUAACAAAGCUUUACUUGUCUCUAAUUCCUCUUCAACACAAAGAAAAAAACAAAGAAAAUAAAAUAAGAUCUAAAUAGCAAAAUAGAUGAAAGAUUGGGAAGAGAAGAAAAAUUGAAAAGAAAUCGAGAAAAAAAAAGCUUUGGAGAUGAGUUUGAAUUUUUUUUUAAAUAUAUUAUUUGUAAUAAAAAAAAUGAUAAUUUAUAUCUGAUGUGAAUAGUAAUGUGUUAUCUAUAUUAGCGCGAUUGAAAGACAAACAUAAUCAAAGAAUUUUAAAAUAAUGUAUUUUAAUAACUUUAAGUGAUAAAAUCACAGAAGGCCAUAUAUAUAUAUAUAUUUAAAUUCUCCAUUUGCUUAAAGCGGCAUAGAGAAGAGCAGAUUCACUUUUUUGCUUCGCUUUGCUUCACUACACUUUUGCUUUGAUUCUUCACAGGCUAGGGUUUUGCAGCGACAAAGGUGAGAUAAAAGACAUCACUUGAUCUCUUCUUAUUUUGUUCAUUUGCUACACACUUUCUCGGAUUGACAUGUUGUUGGGUACUUUCUUGGCUUUGCUACCUUCGUCGAAAAGUUUAAAGCCCUUUGAGAGGGAAAGCAAAAUGAGCAGAAUUGCAAGUUUGGAGUGUACAACCACCAUUACCUGAGUACUUCACUGGAACAUAUGUGAUUAUUGGGGAAACAAGGUAAUCAACCUCAGGGAACUCAUAACCAGCUUCUGGGGCUUCAAAUGGUUUUUUCUGUAGAAGUUGCAUGAUGCAGUUAUUUAUGUUGGGUUAAUACCCAUUCUGGCUGUUAAUUUGUUACUUUAGGAUAUGUUCUGCAGAUGUUUGUGAACAUUAUGGGAAUAUAGAAUUAGGAAAUCGAAGACUAUCGAGAAUUAGAGAUUCCACUUCCUAGCUGGAUCAGGAAAAAAUCCUCUGAGAUGGCUGAAUCAUGGUUCUUAUUACUCUCUUGUUUCAUUGCUGGUUUAAUUGGAAUUCUCACUAUCUUUUAUACAGCUUUCCAAUGGAGAAGGAACGUAAACAUUAGUUGGAUGAAAGCCAUAGCUAGGUCAAAGAAAAACCCGAAAGCCAAGUAUAAGGUCCCUGUAGCUCCUCAUACUUGGACUCUGGAAUCCAUAUCUCGAGGGAAAAGUUUAAAUUGCUGUGUCUGCUUACAGUCCAUGUCUCCAUCUCAAACUCUUGGACCGAUGGUGGCGUCAGAGAGUUUUUUUAAUUGCUGCAUCACUUGUGGUGCAGCAGCUCAUCUUAGUUGCUCAUCGAGUGCUCUUAAGGAUUGCAAAUGUGUAUCAGUGUUUGGAUAUAAGCAUGUGGUACAUCAGUGGGCAGUUCGGUGGACAGAGAUAGCAGAUCAACCAGAUGAAUCCUGUUUCUGCAGCUACUGUGAAGAGCCGUGCAGCAGUUCAUUUCUUGGGGGUUCCCCUGUAUGGUGUUGCUUAUGGUGUCAGCGCCUGGUUCACAUUGAUUGCCAUGCUAAUAUGUUCAAUGAAACAGGUGAUAUUUGUGACUUUGGCCCUUUCAGAAGGCUUAUUUUAUCGCCUCUUCAUAUCAAAGAGUCAACUGGGACAUCCUCUGGUGGACUGCUGAGUUCUAUCACACAAGGAGCCAAUGAGAUUGCAUCUUCAGUACGUGCUAGUAUUAGAAGUCAAAGCAAGAAAUACAAACACAAACACAAUAACAAAAAAAAUGGAAAUGAGGUCUCUGCUGACACAGGCAAUGGUGACACUAUUGGUAACACGACCACUGAAAGCACCGCAGAUACUUAUCAAGUAAAUGGUACUCACAGGGAAAAGGCAAGUUAUAAUGGUGGUUUACAGAGAGAGAGUGUAGAUCAGCAGCAUGGAAGUGUUCUGAAAAAGCUUGUAUCUAUACCCAGCUUCAAGAGGAGUUCUUCCAUCAAUCAGAAGGAUGAGUCUCAGUUAAUACGGAUGAAACAGAAAUAUGAAUUGACUGAUUUGCCUCCAGAUGCUAGGCCUCUGCUAGUUUUCCUAAACAAGAAAAGUGGAGCUCAGCGAGGAGGUUCACUUAGGCAGCGAUUGAACAUUUUGUUAAAUCCUGUUCAGGUCUUUGAGUUGAGCUCAACAGAAGGACCCGAAAUAGGUCUUUAUCUAUUCAGAAGGGUCCCUCACUUCCGGAUUCUCAUUUGUGGAGGAGAUGGAACUGUUGGUUGGGUUUUAAAUGCUAUAGAUAAACAGAACUUUGUUUCACCCCCACCAGUAGCAAUACUUCCUGCUGGGACGGGAAAUGAUUUGGCUCGAGUUCUUUCCUGGGGAGGUGGCUUGGGUUCAGUUGAGAGGCAAGGAGGUCUUUGCACACUUUUGCAUGAUAUAGAACAAGCUGCAGUAACCAUCCUUGACCGUUGGAAAGUUUCAGUCUUAAAUCAACAGGGAGAGCUGCUUCAACCUCCAAAGUUCUUGAACAAUUACCUUGGUGUUGGUUGCGAUGCAAAGGUUGCAUUAGAAAUCCAUACUAUGAGGGAGGAAAACCCUGAAAAGUUUUACAAUCAGUUCAUGAACAAAGUUCUUUAUGCCAGAGAAGGCGCCAAGAGUAUCAUGGAUAGGACGUUUGUGGAUUUUCCAUGGCAAGUUCAUGUGGAGGUUGAUGGUGUUGAGAUUGAGGUUCCUGAGGAUGCAGAGGGUGUUCUUGUAGCUAAUAUAGGGAGCUACAUGGGCGGAGUAGACUUGUGGCAGAAUGAAGAUGAGAGCUAUGAUAAUCUUGAUCCUCAAUCCAUGCACGAUAAGAUGCUGGAGAUUGUUAGCAUUUCUGGUACCUGGCAUCUUGGGAAGCUGCAGGUGGGGCUUUCCAAAGCUCGGAGGCUUGCUCAAGGGCAAGUGAUAAAAAUUCAACUCUUUGCUGCAUUUCCUGUUCAAGUAGAUGGAGAACCUUGGAAUCAGCAACCCUGUACAUUGACGAUAACACAUCAUGGACAGGCCUUUAUGCUUAAGAGAGCAGCAGAAGAACCUCUGGGCCAUGCAGCAGCCAUAAUUGCAGAUGUGCUUGAGAAUGCUGAAUCCAAUCAAGUAAUUAAUACAUCACAGAAGCGGGCACUGCUUCAAGAAAUGGCAAUCAGACUGUCUUAGCUGUGAUUCUUACAAGAUUGGGCGCUGCUCUUUUAGUUUGCUACAGUCUCUGGGUAAGCAUUUGUGUCUGUAUUCCUGUAUAAAACUACAGGGGUUUGUCUUUGCUUCAUCACGUGGGUUUGUCUGUAUAUGUAAAAUAUCUAAAUUCUUGGAAUCCUUCUAGCUGAAGCUUGUUCAUAUAGCACUCCAGUGUAAAGACUUUAAAAUGAGGUAAAUUUUGCAGUGGUAUGAUUAAUUGUAGAUCACUUUUGAGGUUACCAA
Solanum dulcamara is the source of this 3681-nucleotide messenger RNA. Its product is annotated as diacylglycerol kinase 1-like. The transcript has 8 exons. Gene Ontology annotation, molecular function: ATP-dependent diacylglycerol kinase activity. The coding region runs from base 1264 to 3420 and encodes 718 amino acids. NCBI's taxonomy places the organism in Eukaryota, Viridiplantae, Streptophyta, Magnoliopsida, Solanales, Solanaceae. The record is from RefSeq and is a predicted model, not a curated record.